AAACACACCGACAGUUCCUCCAUGCAAAAGAAAAUACUUGAAUCAAUCUGAAUAACAGUUGGUUAUGGCUGAUCCCCAGAUUCCCACCGUUGAUCUUUCACCAUUUUUCAGCCAAGAUGAUGAGGAUGGCAAGAAGAAGGCCAUGGAAAUCAUUACAGAAGCUUGCUCCGAGCACGGCUUCUUCCAAAUCGUGAACCAUGGUGUGCCCGUAGACUUGCUGAAACGUGCCCUCCAACUCUCCAGCAUUUUCUUCGACUAUCCGUCCCAAGAGAAACUGAAAAGCAGUGCCCCGUCGAAUGCGCCUAUCCGUACCGGAUACAACACUCAGCCUCCACAAUCGCCCGACAAGAAUGAGUAUCUUUUGAUUUUUCCGCCGGGAUCUAGCUUCAACGUUUUCCCUCAAAACCCUCCUCAAUUCAAACAAGUGCUGCAAGAUGUUUACUCGAAGUUGACAAAAACCGCCGUAGUUGUGGAGGGCAUCGUGAAUCAGUGCUUGGAUCUCCCUACAAACUUGCUCAAAGAAUUCAACCAUGACCGGAGCUGGGAUUUCAUGGUGGCUCUCCGUUACUUCCCCGCCACCGAAUUGGAGAACAAUGGAUUAACACAACACGAAGAUGGAAAUUGCUUGAGCUUCGUGUUCCAGGACGAUGCAGGUGGUCUACAAGUUCGCAAGGAUGGGGAAUGGAUCCCUGUUAUCCCUACAAAAGGCACAUUAGUAGUCAACUUAGGCGAUGUUAUACAGGUAUUGAGCAACAAUAAAUUCAAGAGCGCUACUCACAGAGUGGUGAGGCCAAAAGGCAGAAGUCGAUACUCUUUUGCCUUCUUCCACAACUUGCAGGGAGACAAAUGGGUUGAACCAUUGCCGCACUUCACCAAAGACAUCGGCAAACCACCCAAAUACAGAGGUUUUCGAUUUAGUGAGUACCAGCAACUAAGGGUUAGGAACAAGACUCAUCCUCCAAGUAGGCCUGAAGAUCAAAUCGGAAUCACCCAUUAUGAAAUUAUUUCUUAAAUGGAACAUCAUCAUUAAUGUGUUAUCCAUAUUCGUUUCUGUAAUCGUUUUCAAUUUGCAACAGUUGGGCAAUAAAAAAAACUUGAAAAGGUUGCAAGCCGAGAGGCUUGUAGUGA
Molecule: messenger RNA, 1128 nt
Organism: Hibiscus syriacus
Lineage: Eukaryota; Viridiplantae; Streptophyta; Magnoliopsida; Malvales; Malvaceae
Product: flavonol synthase/flavanone 3-hydroxylase-like
Exons: 3
Coding region: 65-1012 (315 amino acids)
Molecular function (GO): dioxygenase activity
Source: RefSeq, a predicted model, not a curated record